Candida tropicalis MYA-3404 is the source of this 783-nucleotide messenger RNA. RefSeq names its product Rrp15p (gene RRP15). The record is from RefSeq and is a predicted model, not a curated record. Gene Ontology annotation, cellular component: preribosome, large subunit precursor. NCBI's taxonomy places the organism in Eukaryota, Fungi, Ascomycota, Pichiomycetes, Serinales, Debaryomycetaceae. Gene Ontology annotation, biological process: maturation of 5.8S rRNA; maturation of LSU-rRNA. The transcript has a single exon. Bases 1 to 783 code for a protein of 260 amino acids.
AUGGGACCGACAUUGAAGAAACAAAAGAUUAAUAAAAAUGGAAAAUCUAUAAAUAAAAAGACAACACAGAAAGAAGAAAAGAAACCAAAAGUAACAAUUGAACAAGAAGAAGAAGAGUCAAGUAGUGAAUCAGAGGAAGAAAAAGAAGAAGAAGAAGAAGAAGAAGAAGAAGAAUCUGAAUUAGAAGAACAACAAGAUAGUGAAUUGGAUGAAGAAAUAGGAUCAGAUGAUGAAGUCGAUUUAGCAGAUGUAUCCUCCUCUUCUGACGAUGAUGAAGAUGAAGAUGAAUCAAAUUUCCCAAAAUUGAAAAAGAAUAAAGGUAAAUCAAUAGAUGAUGGAUCAGAAUCAUUUGCUACUGCAUUGACAUCUAUUGUUAAUUCUAAAUUAAAAUCAUAUGAUAGAAAAGAUCCAAUAUUAGUUCGAAAUAAAACAACUUUAAAAAAAUUAGAAAGUGAUAAAUUGGAAUUAAAAGCUAAAAAAGCAUUAUUACAAGAAAAGAAAAAUUUCCAAGAUAAAUAUCGAAUUAAAAAUUUAUUACCUAUUGAUAAUGAACAAGAACCUGGUAAAGUUAGAGAAUUGAUUCAAAAGGAGAAAGAUUUAAAGAAAGUUGCUCAAAGAGGUGUAGUUAAAUUAUUUAAUGCUGUUUUAUCAACUCAAAUUAAAACUAAUCAAGAAUUAGGUAAAGAAGUGAUUAGAGGUCAAACUAAAAAGGAAGAAUUGAUGAAUGAUGUUUCAAAAGAGAAAUUCUUGGAUUUAAUUGCUGCUGCUGGUAAUGAAGAUUAG